CAGAGCAUCUCAGGCAAACAUGGAUAUGGCACACAGAGAGAACCAAGAGGAGAGAACCACAGAGCCGGUGGAUAAGAUCACAGAGAAACAAUUCCUUAAAGAGCUCUACCUUUUCAUGAAGAAGAGAGAUACACCUAUAGAGCGAAUACCAAAUCUGGGCUUCAAACAAAUUGAUCUAUUUGUGAUGUUCCAGACUGUCCAGGACUUGGGUGGCUACCACCAGGUGACUGCUCAGCAGCUGUGGAAGCAAGUGUACAACAGGCUUGGAGGAAACCCUCGAAGCACAAGUGCUGCAACCUGCACCCGCAGACAUUAUGAGAAGCUACUUCUACCAUACGAAUGCCAUGUGAAAGGUGUAAUGAUGAAUAUCUUGCCUCAUCAUGAGUCAAAGAACUUCCCCUAUGCCAACUACAGCAAAGACAAGGAUGAUGGCCAGAGACCCGCAAAACGCAAACUGUUAUCAAUACCUCUCCACCAGAACCCUCAGAACCUCCAGCCAGAUCCACAAGGGCGGGUCUUCCCUCUGCAUCUCCACUACCCUCACUAUUAUCACCCAAGCCUUGCAAUUCUGCCCCCCCCUGUCCCUAUAUCCUGCCCAGUUUUGACACCACAUAGCCCCCCUGCGCCCCAGUCCCCAUUUUCUUUCCAACCAUAUCGCCUAAACCCAUCAGACAGGGUAAAGGAGCCACUGGAGCAGUUGCGCUACCUGGCAGAGCAGUACAAAACCACAUCUGGAUUGACUGAGCCACUGAACCUUAGUGUUAAAGCAUCAAGACAGGAAACCAACAGCAACCCUGCCUCAUCAUUCACCCCACCUUCACUGAGCAAGAACCCAAAGUUUUUGAAUAAAGCAUCCCCUCUCUACACUCCUCAUGGUCCACAGGUAGUGAGAAAUGAAGGAUGUGAGACACAAGAUGAUGAGGCAGGUUUAGGAGACACACCAUAUUCAUUUCCGGGCAAAGCUAGGGAAGCAUAUGUCGUUGAUGUCAACGCUAUAACAGCCUCAAGCAGCCCCACAUAUGACUCUGCUCUGACACUGAGAACAGAGGAAGGCACCACCACUAUGACACAAAAACCCAGCUCUCCAAAAGCAGACUUUGCAAUCCGGCCAAAAGAAGACAGAAAGGGGAGUCCCGAAGUAAGGGGGUUAACUCUGAGUCAUGUACUGCCCAGCCUCCCUCGGGAGAAUGGAGGCAAGAUGGAAAUUGAGAUACCGCUGUCUGUGUUUCACAGCUGGCUCAGGCUAUAUGGGCCCUCAGCCACGAAGCAUGAUGCACAAGCUAAUCAGCUACCAACUCUUCCUGCCCUUGAAGAAAACUCUGGACAAAGGAAUUAUUCCGACGCAGACAUCCUUCCCACCAACCUGACAUUUCACAUGAAUUCCCAACACCAGAGCUCAGCUGCUGAGGAUCUAAGGCUAAGGAAGAGGAAUUUGCCAAGCCCCACACUAACAACCCAGACCACCCUUAAUAACCACAAUACAAGCCAAAUCCCAUUCACCAGCUACAAGGCCCUGCCUUCAAGUGGCAUUAUAAAAAAUGCAGCUAGCCGGGAUGUCUAUCUGUUUGAUCAGCAGGAUUUUCAUAAGUCAUACAGCACCAAAUCCCCAAACUGCUGGGAUACCUAUGACAAAGAGACCCAGGCUCUCCCCAUCUAUCCAUCUAGUCCCAUCAGAGUUCAGCAAGACUUUGCAGUCUCUAAAUCCUAUAAUGAAGACACCGUCCCAGGUGGGAAGGAGAAGUCAGAGAUGGCUCCCUCGGGUGUGCUGAUGGUGGAUUCCAGCUCCGCUUCUCUGUUGCACCUCACCACUGAAGAGAUUAUGAAGCUGAAAAAAAUCAUCUCAAGCUCAUCAUGAAGAUCAUUUCAGAUGAUUACACUGAUACUCCAACACCACAUUAAAGCUGACUACAUUACUCUUACACAUAUUGUAUUUUAUUGAAGUUCUCUGUUUAGUAUAAAAAAAAAUA
Micropterus dolomieu (smallmouth bass) is the source of this 1967-nucleotide messenger RNA. RefSeq names its product AT-rich interaction domain 6 (gene arid6). Gene Ontology annotation, cellular component: nucleus. Lineage: Eukaryota; Metazoa; Chordata; Actinopteri; Centrarchiformes; Centrarchidae. The transcript has 6 exons. The coding region runs from base 20 to 1855 and encodes 611 amino acids. The record is from RefSeq and is a predicted model, not a curated record. Gene Ontology annotation, biological process: regulation of transcription by RNA polymerase II. Gene Ontology annotation, molecular function: transcription cis-regulatory region binding.